Gryllus bimaculatus (two-spotted cricket) is the source of this 8323-nucleotide messenger RNA. NCBI's taxonomy places the organism in Eukaryota, Metazoa, Arthropoda, Insecta, Orthoptera, Gryllidae. The record is from the annotation of a GenBank genome assembly.
CAAAAUAAAAAAAAUAGUCUUAUAAAUACUCUGAAAAUUGUCAGAUUUUACACUUGCGAUAUGGAAUAACGAAGAAGUAAGAUGCUAACAAAGACCCAGUGAAUAUUUUUUCUUUCUUGAAUUAUAUUAUUUUACAUGUUUGAUUAAUGUAGCACUUAGUAGUCUGAAAAGUAAGUUCUAUGUUAAGUCACAAUAGAGAAAGUCCAAAAACCCAUUAUCGGAAUCAUAACAGCACACUAUCCACAAAAAUUAAAAGGUUCAUUUCAAACUUAGAGGGAUUCAAGUUCUGCCAGAUUGUUCACAAACUGUGACCUCUAGCGUGUAUAUUGUCUCAUCAUGAAGGCAGAAAAAAAUGUUAACUUGUUAUAGAAGUAUAUUAAUGUAUGAUGGAAAAGAUUUACUUUCAUAAAUUUCUUCAAACUUGAUAAUAAUGUAGCCUUAUGCACUCCUUAUAAUAGCAUGUUACAAAAAAGAAUAAUUUUCACUCACAACAGCUGUUUGAGGAUCCACUAUUCUCAUGACAACCUGGGCUUGCAGUAAAGCAUAUGCCAACUGAGGAUUCUGUAAUAGCAUUGCCCUAGCUUCAGUGGGGUUGUUUUGCACGCACAAUUUCAUUUGCUUCAUAAGCUCAAACAUUUGUUCUGGGGGCAAAGAAGCCACAGCUUUACUGAUGGCUUCAGGAGCUUUAUCAGCCUGCACAGCUUCUCCAUAUGGGUUUUCAACAACAGGGCCCUGAAGUAAACUCUGCAUUUCCAUUCGUGAUUUUUCUGUGCAAGCAUUGUCAACACGAAGAGUUCGACCUCCAAUCUCAUAACCAUUCAGAUUUCUCAUGGCACUUAAAGCAGUUUCUUGAUCUUUGUACUCACAGAAGCCAUACCCUUUAGGUUUCCCUGUCUCUCUAUCAUACACCAGCUUGAAAGACAAAACUGGGCCAACUUCACUAAAUAUGUCUUUCAACUUUUCUUCUGUGGCUUCAUAAGGAAUGUUUCCAACGAACACCGAACGCAAAGACUUAUCCAUUAAACUUUGAUCCGUCAUUAUUAUUAUUAUUACUAUCAAGGCAGUUCUUUUAUAAGAAAUGACUCAAGUACGUCAGGUACAAAAUAUCGAAUGUUCACUUGUAUACAAUGUGUUAUACACUUCAAAUCUUAUCUGAAACAACACUGAAACAUAACCUUCGCGUAAACACUUGCAUUGAAACGUCCGGAAGCGUCCCCGAAAGCAAACGAAACGAACUUGACCCCGUCAAAACAACACAAUCCCACGGCCUGCCCACGGCGCAAGGAUUGAAGAAAGCACGGAAGAAUUAUUCUAAGCGCCAACACCAUCCCCAUCUAGUGAGAGAAGUAAAAGCUAGUGUCAUCGAGCGCUAAUGUUUUCUCUUGGUGCGGAUUAUGCCAAUCUUCACAACUGUUCGCUGACAAAUGCGUGGAUAGGCGGAAGACGGAAGAAAACAGCUGUAUGCAUUUGAAAGCAUACUGCUGCAUUCUCCUCAUGUUAGAACGACUAUAAAAAAGAUGUAAAAAAGCUUUGAAAUAGAAAUAAAGCAAUGUAGCGAUUAAUGAAAUAUUUCAUUGAAGACAAGAACAUUUAACUUAUAAAGGUCUUCGUGGCCUUGACUUCUAAAUUUGAAUCGUGCAUCUAUUAUCUUGUAUGUUGAUAUUUAUGCAUGUCAAUAUAUUCCGCCGACCGUGUAUUGCCUUUACUUAUAUGAUUCUUGCAGUUAGAUUUCUAAAAUAGGAAACGAUGUUGCAUGAGCAGUUAAUUUGAAAACCUUCCAAAGGAACUGAAGGUUGGGGUAAUGUUGCCUGUUGUCUCUGGUAAAUUCUGCUAGUGGUAGCAGACCACAAAGCAGUUUCUCAUGGUGCAACCUGUCAGAUUUCAGACAAGAUAAUAUGAAAGAGUCUAAAUGAUGGGUUUUCAAGAAAUAGUUUCAUGGUAUCAGAAAAAAAUUGGCACUUAUGACAAACAACAAUGGGAGCACACUAUUGAACAACGAAUUUUACAUGGACUUACUCAUGUUCCAAAGAAAACAGCAAAAUUGAAGACCGAGUUGAUAGAUGUGGAUUUAGUAAGAGGUUCAUCAUUUCCCAAAGCAAAGCCAAAACAUGGAUUAAUGACUGUGAUGCGGCUGUCUCUUGUACGGCUGCUUUUAUUACCACUAUAUGGAUCUUGGUGGGUACAGCAGACAUCACGAAAAGUGUUUGUUCUGCUGUUGAUGCUUUAUUGUCUACAGCUCUUUAAUAUGGCAUUGUUCUUUUGGUGCACUUGGUAUUCAGAUGAGGAUGUGUUAGAGCAUAUCUGUGCUUCUGAAGUUUUGGUUCCAUCAGCAAUGAUGCUCAUCCUCAGCUUCUUGCACUCACAGAUUGUAGCACCUCAUGCUGCACCUGCUGGUCGCGAUGUACUUUCUACUAAGUCUCGGCGUUUAAAACGCACCAAGCGUCGUGUACUAGCUUCUUCUCGUUCCCGAUCUGUCGGUUCUGAUUCUAAGUCAUCUCCAGAUACUGGUUCAGAUAAAACUAGCAGCAUAAAAGAAGUUCAUGGAAAAUACACUAAAAGAGUUCGUGUCAAGAGAGGAUCAUCUGAUGAGGUAAAAAUCCGCAAUGUGGUUUGGGACACUGAACCUGUGGUUGCAAGUUCCUCAGUAGAUGCUGCAGAUUCAGAGACAAUUCCUAAAGGGUCAGCACGACAAGCAUCUCCAAGUAGUUCUGUCAGCCGACAGCGUGUCAGGUUGCAGGUGGCGGCAGAUGCACAGUCUUGUGGUGGUGCCCCAGUUGUUGAUGAAGUAGCUGAAGUUCGUUCAAGGGAGGCGACACCCCUUGACGAUGAUGGUUUUGAGAGCUUAAACGGGAAUGGUUCAAGUGAAAAUGGUGAAGAGCUUGUGGAUGAACCUGGACCUUCAGAGGCUUGUAACACAAGCAAAGGCUGUGCGGAAACCAAUGCAACAGGUGUGUCUUUAGACAGUGGACACACGUGGGCAGCAACCUCGGCUUCUGUCACCCCUUCAGCACCAUCAACACCAGUGCGACCCCUAACACCUGCUCAACCUUCUGACCCAGCUUCAAUGUUGGCUUCUGCAACAUCACCCACUGUCCAACUUGCUCUUUCUUCGCGAUCCAAAGAACAAUUAGAAAUGCUCUCCUCAGUACCAGAGGAUGUCAAGGAUUCCGUAGCAGCAUGCCUGUUACAUGAAGAGCCCCAAUUUGCAACUUCCUCAACUGUCACACCAAAUGUAUCAUCCUCUAAUGCACCAGUGAAGUCCCAUGAUCGUGACAGAUGGGUUCAAGAAAUUCUGACUAGUCGUAAAACUUCUGCUGAUUCAGAAUCUGAUGCAUCUGCUGAACAUGUACGGGCCCUACCUGCUCAGCAACGAGAGCGAAGCACUCUCCGUCGGAGGGGUUCCCAGGUAACGUCUGGUAAGGUGGGUGGCACGGGCAAUGAGAGCAGCUACAACAGCAGCUGUGAGAGUGAAGAUGCAGGAACUGUGUCUUCGCCUGGCACUGGAGGCAGUUGCCCAUUGUUGACCGAGGGCACGACUUCAGCAGCAGAGUGGAUAGGUAUCACCACCAACAGUGAGGAGUGCAGCUAUAGCUCUGAACCUGAUGAAUCAGAUAGCCAACGGGAGUUCACUGGCUCUAACAGUGUAGAGCUCAAUGAUCAUCCUUUUGCAUGGGAAUUUGAGUUGUCUCCCACAGUUCUUUUAAAUCCUAGCUGUGCAGCUUCAGACAAAGUGAGUUGUACAAUUUGGGAAAAACGUGAUCCCAAAAAGGCUGACCUUUCAGUUUUGGAUAUUAGUUCAGCAAUCAUUGCACGUGUGGAAUCUAUGCCUGAAAAUAUGGACUACUUCUAUGGAGGAGUGGCAAUGGCAGUUAUUUUAGCCAUAUUGCCUUCUAUUUGUCGCUUGGUGAGAGCAGAAGUUCCAGAAGUGUCUGAAGGCCAAGCUGUCACUGUGGCAGAGAAUCCUUUGUUGUCAGGUCUCAACCCUUCAAGUGUAGUUAUAUCCCAAGUCUCCAACUCUUUUGUCUAUUUCCUACAAGCAGCUGUGGGUAGCAAUGGGCGGGAGAGAAUUAUCAUCCUGAUUGCAAUGUUCGAGAGGGGCAUGCUAGCUGCUCUCUUUUUCUUCCUUUUGGCAGUGGCAGAACGUACAUUUAAACAGCGAUUUCUCUAUGCUAAGUUAUUUUCUCACCUCACAUCUUUUCGCCGUGCUCGUAAGUCUGAUUUGCCACACUUCCGUCUCAAUAAGGUUCGGAAUAUCAAGACCUGGCUGAGUGUAAGAUCGUACCUCAAGCGCCGUGGUCCUCAGAGGUCAGUGGAUGUUAUUGUAUCAGCAGCAUUCCUUAUUACUUUGCUCCUCCUUUCCUUUCUCAGUGUGGAAUGCCUAAAGGACUCUGUGCGUCUGCAUUCGGACUACAACUUGGAAGCUCUGGCAUGGUGUCUUGCAUUGGGGGCUUUUCUUUUACGAUUUAUGACUCUAGGUACUAAAAUAAAUCGCAAAUACAGAAAUUUAUCUGUCCUUAUCACUGAACAGAUCAAUUUAUAUCUCCAAAUAGAACAAAAGCCAAAUAAAAAAGAAGAAUUAAUGGUAGCAAAUAGUGUUUUGAAGUUGGCAGCUGAUUUACUUAAAGAGCUGGAAAGUCCUUUCAAAAUAUCUGGCCUUUCAGCAAAUCCAUAUUUAUACACUAUAACCAAAGUGGUCAUUUUGUCUGCUCUUUCUGGAGUGUUGUCUGAAAUGCUGGGGUUCAAACUGAAACUUCAUAAGAUCAAGAUCAAGUAAGUUUCUUCUGUUGGCCUGUAAUAAAUUGAUAGAUUUAAGACUGUGACAGGGUAAACCUGUUUACUUAGUACAAUUAUUUAUUUAUGUUAGAAAUCAGGUGGAAAGUUUUCUGUAAUGAAAUCAUGGAUAUCGUGAAUUUUUUUCAAAUAUUUAGUGUAGAAGAACAUUUUUGUUUGUUUCGAUUGUUUUGAAUUUUUUGUGUGAAAACAUUUAAUACCUUCCAGUAUUUGUAUUUUAAAAGUGAAUUACUGUUGUAUUUAUUACAUUGAGUAACUAGUUUUCAAUUGAUAACUGUUUAAAGAUUUGUUUUUGUAAUUGUAUUUGAUUUAUCAUUGUAAUUUUUAUUGAAUAAUGAAAAGUAGUCUUGAUGUUUCUUCAUGUGUCUCAAGCAUAUUUGUUGUUAUACAAGUACUUUAAUGUAUUUGGAGUAUGUCAGGUAAUUGGCAUUGCAAAAUAUGGAAAGAAAGAUAUUUGGUCUCGUGGAAGGCUGAAUAAGUUACACGAGUUUUUUGUUCUUUAAUUCAUUUUUCGCAUAUGUAGUGGAUUCAGAGCCAUACACAGAUAUUUGUAGCUCAGGCCCAGUUGAAGCAGUCAAAGUGGUUGAAGAUUUUUGAAACAUUUUUCAUGGCAGUACAUAACUUGUACCUUCUUUUUCCAAAAUUACUAUACUCAUAUUUGUAAUAACACAUUUCAUGUUCUUUUCUACAAAAAAUAAAUAUUUAGAAUAAUAAUAUCACUACUACAAAUUUAUUGAAUAUACUAAUGCAGUAGCUUUUUUUGGAAAAGCAAUUGGCUUGCAUUCAGAUGCAAUCCAAUUGCAAGUAAUAAACUUGCAUUUGGAUGUUUGCAAUGACAUAAAAAUCACAAUCGUAUUAUUUGCCUUCAUUUUCAACUUGGUGUGUGGACUACUAAUGUAAUAAUUAAGACAAACCCCAUUGAGCCAUUCAUCAAGGAGAAGAACUAAAACACAAGUUAAUUGUGUGAUUGAAAUGAAACUUCAUUCAAUUGAAUUUUUGUGAACUGAAUUCAGUGUACAGAAAUUAAUAUAUUAUAUCAGGUGACACAUUGAAAAAUGAAAGUGAAAUAAAAUUUAUUGAAAAUAUUUAACAGUACUGUAUUUGAAUGUUCAUACUGAAAUUAAUAUAGUGUCACCCUAGUGUGAUUCAUGUAGGUAAAAAUUUACAAAAAGUUAGUAGCCUCUUUAGUGCUCCAGAGGUACCAUUGACUAUGAAAAACAAAACCACUUAAGUUGAUGAACUGCCUCUGUAAGAGAGAAAAACCUUUAAUUUUAAUUUUAUGAAAUAACAUAUGUUUUUUGUGCAAACUCACUAAAGAUGAUAUAAAAGUCUAAUAAAAUUGAAGUCUUUGGUAAGUUAAAAAAAGAUACAAUAUUUUGUGUCUACUAAUGUUGGUGUGUUUUCUUACAUGGUUGGUGGCAAUUUAAUGGAAUUAUAGUUUUCCUUUCUUUAAUGAAUACAAUGAAAAUACUUGUUUAUUUACACACAACCCAACUUCUCUGAUUGUAUAAUGUACUAUUUUCCAUUUUGUUUCAAAUUUACUAUUUUACUUAUUUACAUUUGUUACAAAUUGAUCACAUGAAGUUCAUGGAAUUUUCUAUCAAGUGUGUGAACAUAAUGCUAUUUAAUUUAUGUUGUUUUGGGAUUCACCACUGUUUAUGAUGGGUUUAUGGUUAAUGAAAUGUUUGAACAUUGUGGAGUUGAUUUUACUAAGAUAGUAAAAACCACUUGUGUGUGUCCUGAGUUUAUCAUCUUACAUAUGGUAGUUUUUAAUGGUGAAUGACAAUUUGUCUUUUGAAAAUCAUAUAGUAUCGGGAAAUUCAUGCUCAACUUCAUAUUAAAAUCACCACCUUGAUCAUUGGUAGUAUAUGAAAAUUUUAUAAUAACACUGUUCCACCAAAGUAAAUUUCACCAAACUUUUGUGAAUUAAAUCUAUUUUUAGUUCUUUGGUUCAGGGAAAUGUAUAUUGCAACUCACUCAAUUGUAUUGUACAACAGACCAGACCCAGACUUAAAUUAUUAUUUUACGAAGCUAAAAGGACUCUUUACUAAAAGGAAUUUAAAACAACUUUUACUCCAUAGAAAGUUAGUAAGGUGUCUUUAAUAAUCUAAUCUACACCAACAUGAAAAACAAAGAUUAUAUAGUUAAUUUGAGAAAAAAAUAAUUAAUUUUAAUAAGUUAAUUAUCAGAAUUUACAAUUAUUUUAUUAUUACUGUUUAAUUUAAAUUUUACAAAUGCAGUCCAUCAACCUGUCAGAAAGACAAGCUAGUUAAAUUUCAAUCCUACAGAACCCACAGUUCUAUCACUAGAAUCGAAUGACUUCUAUAGUCAUUUUGAAUUUUAUUAAUAAAAUUGCGAAAAUGAGGAAAUAUUAAAAAUAUUUAUGAAAUAAAACAUUUCAUAUGAUAUUGAACUUCACAGUUUUAUUCACUGCCAUGCUCAGAACUUAGCAUAUUGUGCUCAUGGAAGAUAACAAUAAACCCAUUGUGAUGUACUUCCAUGACAUUUUCAUUAUUAAUGUCAUUUGCCCUCAUCUGUGAAUUAUAUACUAUAAGAAGUUUUGCUUCAUAUUUGAAGCAAACUUAAAUAAUUUUUUGAAUCUAAACGGAGCUAAAGAUUUGUUAUUACUGUUGUGUAAGUAUUACUGUUUCUUAUAUAUGUAGGUUUUAAUUCAGAGAUCCAUAUUGUCAUCAGAAAGGAAGUCUUAAAACAGAAGGAAAGAAUUAUAUUUGUUUAUUAUAUAAUGUAUUAGUAUAACAUUGCUAUAUAGACCUGUUGUAUUUUAGUCAUUUUUCAAACUAUUUUUUUGUGUGGCUCUGAAAAUGUGAUAUCAGUUACCUGCUACUCUGCAUAAUGUUAGUUGGAGACAGUAUUAUUUGAAACGGAUUGAGAGUGAGCCAAAUUUUAAAUUUUAUACAUGUAGCCCGAUUUGAGUAUUUGUAGUGCAUUAUUCAUUACUUUCUUUACAGCCAUUCAUAAAUAUCUGGAUAUGAUUGGGUAUGUAGUGCACAAAUUAGCAUUUGCAAUGGAAUUUAUAAUUAAUUCUGAUUUAUUUUUAAAAAAUCCACAAAAUGUAUGGUUUACAUAAAUCCAAUUCCAAAAAUAAUACACUGUUUGUGAAAGAAAGUGGUUAAAAUAGUUCAGUUUUAAUGUUAUUUGGACAUUAAUAUGUUUGUAGAUAUUGCUAAUGUUAGAGCCUAUCAGUUUGUUUGGCCCCUUUGCCCAGAUUUAGAGUAAUAAACUGCCUGCAAAAGUCAUGUCCAUAGAAAAUGUAUUUGCACACUAAUGUGAAAAUUGAUUCACAUUAGUUUGGAAAUGGGAAUCAUUUUUGAAAUGGUUUUUGGAGUGAACAAAACUGACAAAAGUGUAUGAUUUUGUUUUUAAUUUAUUUUCUCUUUGCUCUUAUCAUUUAGUUUAUGAGUUUAUCUUUUUCAUACUAUGAAUUGUUAAUGUUUUAAGUUAGUGAAGAUUUGUAUUUGUUUUUAAAAUAGCAUAAAUGGUGGAGGGAAUUGAAUUACUUUUACAAUCUGAG